This is a messenger RNA of Epinephelus moara (kelp grouper), 2049 nucleotides long. RefSeq names its product NACHT, LRR and PYD domains-containing protein 12-like. The transcript is spliced from 5 exons. The coding region runs from base 1 to 588 and encodes 195 amino acids. Lineage: Eukaryota; Metazoa; Chordata; Actinopteri; Perciformes; Serranidae. Gene Ontology annotation, molecular function: protein binding. The record is from RefSeq and is a predicted model, not a curated record.
AUGCAGACAGGAGUUGGACCAGAGGGCCAGGUGGGCUUGCGUCAGAAGGCAAAGAGUCUGUCAGGCUGUCUGAUCACAGAGGAAGGCUGUACCUCUCUGGCCUCAGCGCUGAGAUCCAACCCCUCCCAUCUGAGAGAGCUGGACCUGAGCUACAACCAUCCAGGAGACUCAGGAGUGAAGCUGCUGAUGGAUGGACUGAAGGAUCCACACUGGAGACUGGACACUCUCAGGUUGGAACAUUGUGGAGAGCAGUGGCUGGAACCUGGUCUGAGGAAGUAUGCCUGUGAACUCACAGUGGACAUGAACACAGUAAACACACACCUCAAACUGUCCGACAACAACAGGACGGUGACACUGGUGACGGAGAAGCAGCCUUAUCCUGAUCAUCCAGAGAGAUUCGAGCACUGGGCUCAGCUGCUGUGCAGAACUGGUCUGACUGGUCGCUGUUACUGGGAGGUGGAGUGGAGAGGAGUUGCGUACAUAUCAGGUAGCAGUGUAUGUGGACUGUCCUGCUGGCACUCUGUCUUUCUACAAAGUCUCUUCUGGUACAUUGAUCCACCUCCACACCAUCAACACCACCUUCACUGAGCCUCUGUAUCCCGGCUGUGGCUUUGGAGUCGACUGGGACGAUCCCUCUGUGUGUUUUUGUUCACUGUAGGAGGUGGAGUCUCCUCCUGUGUAACAGAGGAGGGAUCCGUCUUCUGGGACAGAGACAGGAAAUAAUCAUGCGCACAGAAUACAUACAUAUACAUAUACAUAUAUAUAUAUGGUUUUUUUUAUGCUACUGUUGUAUAGCAAAAAUAAAGCUGUUCAUGUUUGCAUACAGCCAUGAGGACACUAUAUUUUUAUGCCUCUGUGCCAGCGACAGCUAAGGCUGUAGGCGUUAUGUUUUCAGGUUGUUGUCUCGUCCUUGGGAAGGCAGUAUCACAAGGACACCUCUCCCCAAAUUUGGCACAAACGUCAACUUGGACUAAAGCAUGAACUGAUGAAAAAUUAGUGGUCAAAGGCCAAGGUUGUUGUGACCUUGCGUUCGUCUCAUUCUUGUGAACGCAGAAUCUCUAGAAGGCCUUGAGGGAAUUUCCUCAAAUUUGGCACAAACGUCCACUUGUGGUCAAACAUCUCAGAACAUCACAGAACAUUUUUGGCCACAACUCAAGAAUUCAUGUGACAAAUCUAAAAGCGACAUUUUAUAUCCAAAAGGUCAAAGGUCAACUUCACUGUGACGACAUCAUGUUUUCUGUCCAUCAUGAAUUACUAUAACUCCGGACCGGACGGUGAUGUAGGUGCAUUUUAUAAACAUUUAAAGAUCUAGUCACACUGAAGUGUAUGUUGUGCUCAAAGUUGUCACAGUGAAAUUUAAGGUGUGCUGAUGGAUUCACGUCAUCAACUCAUGCAUUGAGUAACAUUACAAGUUAACGUUCCACCUUAAAAGUUGCCGGCAGUCGGCCCAGUGAAUGAAGUUAUUUUUUUCUCUUUCAUUUUAUAGUUGUAGUUUACUGAUGUAUGAACAGAGGUUACAUAAAACCAGAGUGAGCGUCCUCUACUGACCAAUCAGACUGCAGGGUUUCUAGCUCCACCUUUUAGUACCAGAUCUGUGUGCUAGGUACCCCAACAGAGGGGGGACCAAACAUGGGGACGCUAAGGAACGCUUCUGUUGGUACCAUCCACAACUUUCACUGUGGAAAUGGAGACAUAACUGUUCUAAUGUGAACCGAACUGAACUGAACACCAUUUCUGUUGAAGCACAGUAUUUGGUUUUUCUGUGUAAAAAAGAAACAGCAGUCAGAGUCAGACAAAUAAAAUGAGCAUCUUCCAAAGUUCAGUCAUUUAACACACUGAGGAAACUUUGUACUAAAAACACUCUGUCUUGUUCCCCAUGUGAUUUGUCUCAGACUGCUGAAGCCUCAUAUCCACUUCACCUGAACUUUCAAAGUUAUUUCUGUAUUUUAAAUCUUGUUUUUAUAACUCGUGUCACUUAAUUUUACUGCAAGCAGACCUUUUGCCAUCUAAGUAAUUUAAAAGGUGAUAUAAUUAAAAAUAAAAACUCUC